AUGUAUAACCUUUCAGAUAUCAAAAACUAUCCCCACAAUAAAAUUGAAAAAACUUAUUUGCUUAAUAAAAUUGAAGAAAUUAUAGCAGCGCACACAGAAUUAGAGCAUUUUUAUGAACCAUUUGCUAGUGGUUUAUCAUCUCCAAAUAUCCACGAUAUAAAACCGAAAGAUUUUGCUUGUAAAGGUGAUAGUGGAGGCAACAGUGGUGAUGGAUCUAAUAUUAGUACGAAAGAAGGAACUUCUGUUUCGUCACCCGAAAGUACAAUAUCUAUGUCUCAAGCAAGCAAUGUUAUUAUGAAAGGUGAUCUUCGUGUCAAAAGAGGUGAUAGUGGCGGCAACAGUGGCGAUGGAUCUAAUAUUAGUACGAAAGAAGGAACUUCUGUUUCGUCAUCCGAAAGUACAAUAUCUAAGUGUCAAACAAGCAAUGUUAUUAUGAAAGGUGAUCUUCAUGUCAAAAGAGAUUCGUCUGCCUUACGAUCUGUCUUGUCAAUGAAGUAUACAUUAGAAGCAACAGUCUAUGCGGAAUUAACUAUUAUGAACAACGAAAAAAAGGAAAAAAGUGCUGUACUACAAAUAUAUGAUGGAAAAAAGUCCAAACAGCUUUUACAUUCAUUUGUAUUAGAUAAAGCUCAAGAGGAAUACAUCUUAUUUAGUCCAAAGGCAUGUAUUUCAAAUAUUUUAGCAAAGAAAUAA
This is a messenger RNA of Didymodactylos carnosus, 693 nucleotides long. The record is from the annotation of a GenBank genome assembly. Lineage: Eukaryota; Metazoa; Rotifera; Eurotatoria; Philodinida; Philodinidae.